AUGCUGGGCUACGAGGGUCGCUGCGUCCUUCUGGACGACGCCGACGAAUGGGUGAAUAUUCCAUUUGUGGUACGCGAGUUUAUGAAACAGCUGAAUGACGAAGCGCAGGCAUCGCGUGCCGUUGUGGAGAUGCUACGUCAAGAGCAGAAAGAGACAAAUCUGCUACUCCGUCGAGUGAUGCAAAAGCAGGCGGAUCUAGAAAUCGACAACACACGUAACAUAAUGUCACUGAAUCACCACGUUUCCAGAGUUGCCCACAACUCCACUGAGAAGCGGCACACGGAGCAGAUUCACUAUCUGCGCAAAAAGGGAGAUAGACUCGAGGACAAGAUGCAGCACCUUUCUGCACAUAUAGAAGAGCUAUCGAAGUCAGCCCUCUCCUCCAUCAGUACCGGAAACGCCUUUGAUGAGUUGAAAGGACUUGUCACUUCUCUGACCACUAAGGCGGAAACGACGGAGAUACUACUCAAGGAUCACCUUGACGCUUGCACAGUGGGCCUCCGGCCCACUGAAUCGCUGGUUGACUCAGCGGUGUUGGCGUCUGUCACAGACGCGCAAAAAGCGCUCAAGUGCGAGCUGGGUGUCUACAGUACACAGCAAAGAAGUCUGGAGAAGAGCGUUGGGUUUCUCCGAGAAGCUUCUAGCUCUCAAAAGGAGGAAAGUAGCAGAGUUCGCGGCAUAUGCGAGGAGUUAUCGCAGAUUGUGGAGGCCAAUCAAAAGACAAGCAAAGAGCGUCUCACAUCGUGCUUUAAUACGGUGGAGAAACUCGAGAGUCUGUGCGCCGCUCAGCACGCCGAGCUGGAGGUGCGUAUGAGGCGUACAGAGGAUACCUGUCUUGGGAGCGAGUCCAGAUCGCGAGAGGAAGCCAAAUCUCUCUAUGCCGAACUUCGAGGUCUUGUCAAGGAGGACCAUACCGAAACGCAGCAGCGCUGUCACGAAUUGGCAGAGGAGUUGCGCACGGUAAAGGAGCAGGAGCGGCGCCUGACGGAGCAGCUGGCAACUGCAAACCACGAGACCGAGGCACUCACGCAGCGUGCCGUGAAGCAGAUGAAAGACAUUUCUGUGCGUCUUGAUAGUGUGGAGACGGGGGUGGAGCAGCUUGGUUCCACCUUUGUGACUCGCCACGACCAUCAGAAGGAGCAGCGGCAGACUCAGGACGCGCUUGAAGCAAUCAGGACCUCGGUAGCAGACACUGUGGCAACCUUUCAGACACAGGUGCAGCAGCUCGCCACUUCCGUCAAGACGAUGCGGACGGAGCAAAUGGAAGAUAAUGAUUGGCUGCAUAACGAGCUGGGCCGCAUCGGCACGAUGGUGGGCUACGCGUCGCAACAGCGUGAAAAGCAGGAGCGGCAAGUGACAUCCUUGUGCGAAAUUGUGCAUAAUCUCUCGGUCGCUGUGGAGGGGCUUGAGAAGGGGUGCGGCAUCGCUGUGGCACCCCCUCCAGCGCCCGCUGUCCCACCAGCGCAAGCGAACGCACCAGAGAGUUGUACAACCGUUGGGAUCCCAGCGGCGUGGGAAACGUGGCGGUCGACCUUUGUGAAGGAUGUGGAGGAGAGGAUCACGGCGGCUGUGUCACCGAACUCACAGCCCCACGCGUCGCCGCUUGUACUUGAGCGCGUGUCUCAGCAGCUGAACGAGCUGACUGCGAAGGUGGACGGUGGCGCCAAGUAUACACAGGCCAUCGUGUCGCAGCAGGUGGAUCAGAUGCGGAGCACAGUGAGAGAUGAGGUGACGCAUCAGCUGCAGUCGCACGUAGCAUUGCGCGAAGUGACGCCAGCGUUGGUUGACGUGGAGGCUGUGAAGCGCCGCGUGGCGGGGAUCGAGCUGAGCCUGCAGACGCUGUCGACACGCGCUGAGCGAUGGCUCACGGACACUGAAGCCGGAAGCCUCUCCUCCACGAACUCCUUAGUUCAGCGUGUUCUCCUGGUCGAGGAGGCGAUAGACGGCUUCAAGCGCCGGCUACUGGAGCUCGGCGAGCACGUGAUGAGUGUUGACCAGCGGAGCAGCCAACUUGCCCGCGGCGCCCAUGAGAUGGAAACACAGCUGCACGACCAGCAGCGCAUGGCGCUCAAGCUGGGCACUGAUCUGACGGCGGCGCUGGAGGGUCUGCUGCACACGGAGCAGUCUCUUUCCCGUCACCAAAACUCGACAACACUGCAGCUGUCGGAGGUGCACACGUGGCUGGAGAAGUGGAAGCGUGAUGCAGCAGCGGCACCGACUGCAGCUUUGCCGUCUGUAGAGUCGCCAUCGAGUGUACAAAAUGGCGGUGGUGCUGCUUCCGGAAUGAGCGCCGAUGUCUCUCGCAGGAGUCUGAGCGCCAGUGUUGCCCAAUUGGCGGAAACGGUGGAGCACCUUUCUGCGCAGGUGACUCGAAUGGAGACAGAGGCACUACCAGCGCUACACGCCGAUCUUGAAGCAGUGCGAAGCGAGUGUGCUGCUGCUACUGCGCGGAAAGGCGGGAGGGACGGCGUGCCUCCGCCCGCUUGCGAUGCGCUACACCGAGAGGAGGUGCACGCCGCCUACGAAGAGUUCAAUCGCCGCCUUGACGCUGAGGAGUCGUCACGCCGUGAAGCGGCGGCGGCAGUUUGCGCAGUGGAGGAGCGGCUGCUUGCCAUAGAGAGAGAUGUUUCGGAGCUAUUCUCCUCUUCUCCUAACAGAGGGUCUCCACCGACUGGUGGCGCAGACUCAGCUGCCACCACGGCAGCUGUGGAACACUGCGUUGAUGAGCUGGCGCGGUGCCAUGAGCGACUCGACGUAGUCCAGCAGCAGCUGACUAGCAACGCGUGCCGCUGCUCCAGUGGUGUUCCGCGCGUCAGUGAAGUGGAGAGAGACGCUCACGACCAGGAUGUGCAUCGGCUGCAGCAGCAGCUGGGGCGGUUGCAGGAGGACAUGCACGCUUUUGUGGCGUCUCAGCUGCGCACAGCGAUGCGUGAGGCAGAGCCCGCCUUUGUUGAGGCUGCUGCGACUGCUGCCGUCCUCCGCUGCCAGGACGCGCUGAAGGCUGCUGCUGAAUCUAGCGCCACUGCGGCAGAUGCACACACCAACACAGAGAGGUUAGCGGCACUGCAAACUGCCGUGGAGGAGGUGCAGCACACCCUCGAAGAGCGUAUCUCGACUGUGCUCAAGGGUUACGACCGCGUUGAGAGCAUGGGGCAGUCACUUCGUACUACUGUUGACGACCUCAACGCCCUGGAGAAGGCGCAGUCGGAGCUGCGCAUCGAGCUGGAAAGGGCACAAUCGGCGCACCAGGUGCACCAGCGAGACUUCUCGCUCCAACUCGAGACUGUCGUGAGCGGGAUGGAGACAAAGAUCGACGAACUGCGCGCUAACGUGAGGGAGUCGGCUGUCGUAUCAACUGCAGAGUCGUUCGAGGCCAGCGAGCGCGCGCAGAGGCCCUCCGACGACACUAAGGCGGCCUGGGUGGCGGAGGUGGUCGACUCGAUGCACGCCACCUACUACACACGGACACUUCUCGAGGAGCGACUGGAGAACAUAUGGUCUUCGAUGAUUGGCCUCCUCGCACGCAAGGAAGAUGUCAGCGCUGUGCACGACAAGCUCAACGGCCUUCAUCAGCUCAUUCAGGAGGAGAUGCAGAUCGAACUGCAGCGACUCGAGGAGGAGCUGGCGAAUCAGCUGGCGGAGAAGGUGAGCUUGGCGAACUUGCAGGAGAUAUUGGAGCACCAUAUCGCUGGCUCAGACACCGACUCCGACCACGCCGUCAUGUGA
Leishmania mexicana MHOM/GT/2001/U1103 is the source of this 3726-nucleotide messenger RNA. RefSeq lists its product as hypothetical. The record is from RefSeq and is a predicted model, not a curated record. The coding region runs from base 1 to 3726 and encodes 1241 amino acids. The transcript has a single exon. NCBI's taxonomy places the organism in Eukaryota, Euglenozoa, Kinetoplastea, Trypanosomatida, Trypanosomatidae.